Molecule: messenger RNA, 879 nt
Organism: Penicillium cosmopolitanum
Lineage: Eukaryota; Fungi; Ascomycota; Eurotiomycetes; Eurotiales; Aspergillaceae
Product: TMEM199/VMA12 family protein
Exons: 2
Coding region: 1-879 (292 amino acids)
Biological process (GO): vacuolar proton-transporting V-type ATPase complex assembly
Cellular component (GO): endomembrane system
Source: RefSeq, a predicted model, not a curated record
AUGGUCCUUCUCAGAGCAACGGAUCAUAUUAUUGCUGCCCUUGAGGCAGUCUCGGCUUCUCGCCGGGAAGAGCUCGAGCUCCCUGCCACGCUGGAGCUUCACGGGCCGAUUGCACAUGAGCAGCUCCUCCGUCUAUCGAAGUACCUCAGACAAGACGCCGAAUACAAUACGUCACACAGCAACAGCCAGAAUCUAACAAUCCUCACCUAUCUUCUUCGCGGCACAAAAGUCUAUGUUCCGCCUCCACCAAAGAAACCAGAGCCGAGCGCGGAAUAUCUCGCCUCCAAGGCACGCCUUCUUGCCGCGGCCGAACAAGCCGAAUACCAACGCCUUCUUAACCCAACCUAUACCCUCGGCCCGGAUCACGCAGACCCUUAUUCCGCCGACAAUGCGCCUGCCUUCUCCGAAGACCCUCUCACCCCAUCCCUCGUCCUAAAUAUCUUUCUUUCGGUCAUUAUCACCGGCUUCAGUGUCUACUGGGCCCUGACGAAGUUCACGAUGCCGCAGAUCCUCGCCACGAUAUUUGCAAGGUGGACCGGGCCGCGUGUUGAUGAUGAGUAUCGACCGGCUAGUACGUCGGAUGCGGUGCGGGUGCUUUUGUCGCUUUUUGCGGCCUUGGCGGUUGCUGUUGCGGAAUCUUUCUUGUAUGUCUUUUAUAUUGGGAAGAUUGAGAGGGCCAGGGGUAAAGAGAGGAAGUUCAAGGAGCGGAAGGUCUUUGUUAAAGAGGUUGACGGUGAUGCGGAGACAGUUGAGGAUGUCACGGUUAGUGUUGAUGAAAAGGAGAAAAUAUGGGGCAAGGGUGUCAAUGGAGGUGUAAGGAGGAGAGUACGAGAGAAAUGGGAGAAGGAGAAUGAUAAUGAUGCUCAAGGAGAGAGCUAG